Messenger RNA from Camellia sinensis, 3636 nucleotides. RefSeq lists its product as uncharacterized. Gene Ontology annotation, molecular function: protein kinase activity; ATP binding; receptor serine/threonine kinase binding. Gene Ontology annotation, biological process: protein phosphorylation. The record is from RefSeq and is a predicted model, not a curated record. Lineage: Eukaryota; Viridiplantae; Streptophyta; Magnoliopsida; Ericales; Theaceae.
GUAAGAAAGAACACAUUCUCUCCCAUGUUUAAUGUCGGACUCACUUCCAAUAAACUCCAAAUUUUCCACUCAUCCCUUGCAUGUUACCAGCCUGUUUCAGAACCCAAGACCUCACGAGCUCUCUCUCUUUAUUUUAAUCAAAAGCCAAUCAAUCAAUCUUCUCUUCAUUACCUCUCAUAUAACUUCCACUCACUAUCUCUCCUCCUACCCCACCAGAGACCCAUCAUUUUCUCUCACUUUUUCCAGGAAAGAAAAUGAUGGGAAACUGAGAAAUUACAACCAAAGAUCAAUCAAGAACAACACUAGCAUGAAACUCCAAACACAUUUAGUUUUGUUGUUCUUAUUCUACUUUUUUUCAGCUGUCUUGGCUGAUGAUCAUAAUGAAACAUCAAUUUUACUAUCCAUAAAAGCAAGCCUGAUUGAUCCAUUGAAGCAGCUUCAAAAUUGGAAAGUUCCCAACAAUGGGUUGUUGGGAAACACUUCACUCCACUGUAAUUGGACUGGUGUGUGGUGCAACUCUAAUGGAGCUGUUGAGAAGCUUGAACUCUCUCACAUGAAUCUCAGUGGCACUGUAUCCAAUGAAAUCCAACAAUUACAGAGUCUCACUUCUCUCAACCUCUGCUGCAAUGGGUUCUCAUCCCCAUUGCCAAAAUCUCUCUCCAAUCUCCCUUCAAUUCAAACCAUUGAUCUCAGCCAAAACUGCUUUGUUGAUUCCUUUCCAAUCGGCAUUGGCAGAGCUGCAAGAUUGACAGCACUCAAUGCUUCCAGCAACAACUUCUCUGGUGACAUUCCAGAGGAUCUUGGAAACGCGACGUUGCUUGAGAGCCUGGAUCUCAGAGGGAAUUUCUUCCAGGGUUCAAUCCCAAUUUCUUUCAAGAACUUGGAGAAACUAAAGUUUCUUGGGCUUUCCGGGAAUAAUUUAACGGGCCAAUUGCCACCGGAGCUAGGCCAGCUGUCAUCAUUGGAGACGGUUGUUCUUGGGUACAAUGAAUUUGAAGGUGAAAUUCCAGCAGAGUUUGGAAAUCUCACCAAUCUAAGGUACCUUGAUUUGGCAGUUGGCAAUCUUGGUGGUUCCAUUCCUGCUGAUCUGGGGAAGCGCUACAAGUCUCUAAACACAGUUUUCUUGUACAAGAACAAUUUCGGAGGGAAAAUCCCAACUGAAAUUGGCAACAUUACUUCGUUACAGGUAUUGGAUCUCUCUGAUAAUAUGUUAUUUGGUGAAAUCCCAGUAGGGAUUUCCCAGCUGAAGAAUCUUCAGCUCCUGAAUCUAAUGUGUAAUCAACUGUCAGGCUCAGUUCCAUCUGGGCUUGGACAGUUGACUCAACUACAUACUCUUGAGCUAUGGAACAAUUCACUUUCAGGCCCCUUGCCAAGUGAUCUUGGCCUAAAUUCACCACUUCAGUGGUUGGACAUAUCGUCCAAUGCCUUCUCCGGUCAAAUUCCAGCCAAUUUGUGCUCCGGAGGUAACCUCACAAAACUCAUUCUGUUCAACAAUGCAUUCUUGGGUCCAAUUCCUACUGGUUUAUCGACAUGUCCUUCGCUAGUUCGCGUUAGAAUGCAAAAUAAUCGUCUUUCUGGUACGAUCCCAAUUGGGUUUGGCAAACUUGGGAGGCUUCAGAGGUUUGAUUUGGCAAACAACAGUCUAACUGGCCAAAUUCCAAUUGACAUUGCUGCUUCUACUUCACUUUCUUUCAUUGAUUUCUCUCAAAAUCGCCUUGUUUCUUCUCUUCCUUCUUCUAUCCUUUCCAUUCCCAAUCUGCAAAACUUCAUGGCCUCAGAUAAUAACUUAGUGGGUGAAAUCCCAGAUCAGUUUCAAGACUGUCCUUCACUUUCAGUCCUCGAUCUCUCAUCUAACCGCUUCACAGGAAGCAUUCCUAUUCCUGCGAGUAUAGCUUCGUGCGAGAGAUUGGUGACUUUGAAUCUUCACAACAAUCAAUUAACCGGGCCAAUCCCAAAAACAAUUGCUAUGAUGCCCACUUUAGCGGUUCUUGAUCUAUCCAACAAUUUUCUUAUUGGUGGAAUACCAGAAAAUUUUGGGAACUCCCCGGCUUUGGAAAUGCUCAAUGUUUCUUACAACAAGCUAGAAGGUCCUGUGCCCGCCAAUGGCAUGCUCAGGACAAUAAACCCCGAUGAUCUUACAGGCAAUGCCGGUCUCUGUGGUGGUUUGUUACCUCCAUGUUCUCAAAAUUCUGCCUAUUCAUUGCGACAAAAGAGCUUACACAAAAAACAUGUUGUUGCCGGAUGGAUCAUUGCAAUUUCAUCACUCUUGGCUGUUGUGAUCGCAGCUUUUGGUGCUCGAUCUCUAUACAAGAGGCGGUACUCAAAUGGGAGUUGCUUCGAGGAAAGGUUUGAGAUGGGUAAAGGAGAGUGGCCUUGGAGAUUGAUGGCUUUCCAGAGGCUCAGUUUCACGAGCAAUGACAUUCUGUCUUGCAUCAAGGAAUCGAAUGUGAUUGGGAUGGGCGCAACUGGGAUUGUGUAUAAGGCAGAGAUGCAGCGUCUGAACAUGAUUGUGGCGGUUAAAAAGUUGUGGAGAACUGGGACUGACGUGGAAAUGGGAAACAGUGAUGACCUGGUUGGUGAGGUGAAUGUUUUGGGGAGGUUAAGGCAUAGGAAUAUAGUAAGGUUGCUGGGAUUUCUUCACAAUGACACAAAUGCUAUGAUAGUUUAUGAGUACAUGCAAAAUGGUAGUCUUGGAGAAACUUUACAUGGAAAACAAGGAGGCAGGUUGCUCGUAGAUUGGGUUUCACGAUACAACAUUGCAGUCGGAGUUGCUCAGGGGCUUGCCUAUCUCCACCAUGACUGCCACCCUCCUGUCAUCCACCGGGAUGUCAAGUCAAACAACAUAUUGCUCGAUGCAAAUCUAGAGGCGAGGAUUGCUGAUUUCGGGUUGGCAAGGAUGAUGCUUAAGAAGAAUGAAACAGUUUCUAUGGUUGCAGGAUCAUAUGGAUACAUAGCUCCUGAGUAUGGAUACACAUUGAAGGUAGAUGAGAAGAGCGAUAUAUACAGCUAUGGAGUUGUUCUAAUGGAGCUUCUGACUGGAAAACGCCCAUUAGAACCUGAAUUUGGAGAAUCUGUCGACAUAAAUGAAUGGAUUCGAAAGAAGAUUCGCGACAACAGAUCUUUAGAAGAAGCACUAGACCCCAAUGUAGGGAAUUGCAAACAUGUUCAAGAAGAGAUGAUGUUAGUCCUUCGGAUAGCGCUUCUUUGUACAGCCAAGAUGCCCAAGGACAGGCCAUCCAUGAGGGAUGUCAUAACGAUGCUUGGAGAGGCAAAGCCUCGGAGGAAAAGCAGUAGUGUUGGUGGUGGUGGAAAUGUUGUGGACAGAGAAAAGCCAAUCUUCAGCACAUCACCAGUAAAUGGCCUACCUUAAGUUCCUUCAAGGCCAUCAUUUGGUUUGAUUCUUAUUUUGUAUGUAAAAGUUUCUUUGUUAAAUUUGUAAUACUUGCUCAUCUUGGUUGUGUGUAAGUUUAAUGGGUAUAUGGAUUCUUCUUGCAAAUAAUAUUUUUUCUCCUUUAUGUGUAAAAGCAAAGAUUUUAAUCUAAGAAAACACACAACCUUAUUGUACUUCUUGUAAAACAACAGGUUUCGAAUUUUCCGGUGGCAAAGAUAAAUGCCAACAGUUCUCCAGUUUUUUUA